AUGGUGCGGGGCGGAUACGCUGAAAGCUCGGCCGGCUACGGAGGCGACCUGCAGGCAGAGGCCCAAGCCUGGGUGGAGCAAGUGACGGGGGAGCCUCUCGAGGGAGACUUUGCGGACGGCCUGCGCGAUGGCGUCCGUCUCUGCAAGCUCCUGAACACCAUCAAGCCUUCGAGCGUGCGCAGGGUCAACCCGUUCAAAGAAGGCCAAAAGUUCAAGCAGAUGGAGAACAUCAGCAACUUCAUCCGUGGGUGUAGAGCGAUUGGAGUGCCGGAGUACUCUCUUUUCGAAACGGUGGACCUUUACGAAGGGAAGGAUGUGGGCCUCGUGGUGAAAUGUUUGAUGGAGAACGUGUCCAACUUCUUGAAAGCUUGCAGGGCCGUCGGCGUAGCGGAGCACUCUCUGUUCGAAACCGUCGACCUCUACGAAGGCAAAGAUCUCGGGCUCGUCGUCCGAUGCCUGCACGCUCUGGGGCAAACGGUUCAGAACAGCUGUCCGGAGUACAAUGGGCCUCGCCUUGGCAUCAAGCAGACGGAGGCCAACAAGCGCGAGUGGACCGAGGAGCAGCAGCAACAGCAGCUGCGGAACAGCUCGGGGGCCAUGUCCAACCUGCUUGCGGGGUCGAGCAAGACCAUGGAGCGCGCGACGGUUAUCAAGACGGGGGCGACCUUCGGGGCGGCGCAGUCGGGGACCGGGGACCGUGCGGGGACCAGCGGCUGGACCAUGGGCAGUGCAAACACGAUGGACCGUUCCCACAUCGCGAAGAGCGGCCCGACCUUCGGCGCGGAGUACGCGGGGGCCUCGGGGGACAAGACGGGCGCAUCGUCGCGGUUCACCGCCGGGCACCGCUACUAAACGGUCCGUUCCAUUGUGGAAGGCGGUGCACCACCGCCGUUUACCGCUUCUCAUCGGUUCGUCAAUUGUGGAAAGCGGUUUACCACCGCCGGUCAUCGCUGCUAAACGAUUCGUUUUGUUGUGCAAGGCGGUUUGCGCCGCUUGUAAAACGUUUUUUUUUAGUUGUGGAAGGCGGUUUACGACCGCCGGCACGACUGCUACGCGUUUCGUCAAUUUGCGGAAGGCGUUUUUGCCGCCGCCGGGCACCGCUUCUGAACGUCUUGAUAAUUGUGGAGGGAAGGGAAUUUUCUCACGGCGCAGCCUCUCUGCUUGUCUCGUGUGUUGCUGCUGCAGUUGCGGUACCGGCCGCCGGCCCCACCGUCGACCAUGGCACGGAUAAUAAUCAAACACCUUAGGGCUGUUGUUUUUGUUCCUGCUAGCACUGCGGUUGUGGACCGGUGGUGUGCGGGUGAGCCGUCAGCAGGACGUCGCCGGGGGAGUAGGGCGGGGGGGCGAAGGGGUUUAGAAGCACUCCGAUUGUGUGUUGACGUGGCCGCGAUGCGAUGAGCCUGAUGUUUUGGCUACUACGGCUUUGCUUUGGGGUGCGCGCAGGCAAGCAAGGAGGGUCUUGACCUCCUCUCCCCCCCUUUGCUCCGACCAGCGCGUGUUGUUUAUUUUAGCAUGUAUGUAUGUGGUAGUUUCGUCGUAAGCUCUUUGGGCUGUUCUGCUACUGUUAUUUGUCAUUGUCGUAGUUGUUAUUCUCUUAAACAAUAAGUCGUACGCGUUGUGACCUCUUUCCAACGCUGGGUUAGUUCCCAUUCACCACUCGGGGUAGCCAUUGAUGUGUGUUUGUGACGUUGUAUACGGUGAUUUUCGCUUCUCGUUGUCCAUGUUUCCCAUGAGUGGUCGCAGCAGUUUUGUGCUUGUAGCGCCUCUGUCGGCCAGAAUAAACAUAUCCAUAGUUCGUA
Molecule: messenger RNA, 1799 nt
Organism: Ectocarpus siliculosus
Lineage: Eukaryota; Phaeophyceae; Ectocarpales; Ectocarpaceae
Source: the annotation of a GenBank genome assembly